Naumovozyma castellii is the source of this 1806-nucleotide messenger RNA. RefSeq lists its product as uncharacterized. The transcript has a single exon. Bases 1 to 1806 code for a protein of 601 amino acids. NCBI's taxonomy places the organism in Eukaryota, Fungi, Ascomycota, Saccharomycetes, Saccharomycetales, Saccharomycetaceae. The record is from RefSeq and is a predicted model, not a curated record.
AUGGAGCAAUGGGACCUAAUGCACACAGAUAUUCUCAGGAAAUGUGGUUCGCUGGCAGUUGAGAUGGAUUUACUACCAAUGGCAUUUUCAUUAUUGAGCCAAGUCUUAGAAAAAUUACCUACAAAUGUUCCGACUUUAUUACUAUUAUCAAAUGCUUAUUGUAAAAACAGUAGCUAUCUCAAUAUUGUUCAUCUUCUAGUUAAUGCAAUAAAUACAGGGGCAGCAAAUGUUUUUUCUGAUUACAGAGUAUGGAAAUACCUAGCAGUUUCGUACUAUAAAUUGGAUCAGUUUGAAGAUGCAAAUCAUGCUAUACUUAAAGCGUUGGAAAUGUUGAAUCCUAAUAUUUCAAACAUUGCAUACAAACUUGAACAUGCAAGUUUAUUGAUCCUGCAAUGCAGAAUACUACUAUUAUUUGAUAACCAUAAGGAAACUACAGAAAGUUUAAUACUUUAUUAUGACCAUGCAAUACAGGAAGCUCAAUGUACUGAUGUUUCAUUAUAUGUUGAAGCCCUUCUAUCAAAAGCACAAUUGUAUCGCAAGGUAAAUGAUUUCCCUAAUGCCAUAAAUCAGCUAAGAGAAAUACUCUCUGUGCUCAAUAAUCUAGGUUCCAUCCCUCCCAUUAAAAUGAAUGAUUUUUUAAAUAAACUAAGUUACACCUAUCUUCUAUUAGCUACUUUACUCUUCAUUCUCAAUGAAGAUCAUCAAUCGUCACACUUAAUAGCACAAGGUAUAACAAAGCUCCCGCACACAACAAAAUCCAUACAACCUCUGUUAUUAUUGGAGAUUCAGUUGGAUUUUCUAAAGGAAACUGACUUACAAAGGACCAUAAAUAAAUUACAGCUGGAAAUGUCUUCCAUGCCCUUAGAACACCAAACCAUGCCUAACUAUAUGAUAGGGCGUCUACUUCUCAAGGCAGAUCCUAUUAAUAAUAUUCCCUUAUCAUAUGACUACUAUCAAAGAGCCAUUAGCUCUGAUCCUGCACUCUCCUUUAUCUGGGUAUCUAUCGCAUCUUUGUAUCUGCGGUUGGGACAAAUUGAAGAUGCUAUUGCCAGCUAUUGGGAAGCGAUUAAUUUGUCCACUAAGUCAGAUUCUACAAAUUCUUCAUCAAGAAUGAGAAGUUUUAAUAAUAUCUUCACGGCAUUUGCAUGGUAUGGACUCUCUCAAGUUUAUGUUGCAACUGGUGAGAUAAAUAAAGCCAUUGAAUCAGCAGACAAGGCGUUAAAAUUAUGUGAAUUGGAGAAUGAUUGGGUAUUCUAUGAAGAGUUAAAACAAUUGAUGAGUAAAUUAAGAACAUUUAAUGGAAUUGGAAGAAACACAAGUAAAUUAAAGAUUGACCAUGUCUUUACAGAGGUCCCCAUCCAGACAUUAAUAGAAAUGGAAACAUUUCAGGAUCAUUCAGUCUUUAGUGUCGAGAAUCAAAUCGAUAGGGUUCAAAGUGAUGUUAUUGUUACCAAUUACGAAGAUGUCUGUGGGAAUAUUAAAGUUGGGAAAGAAACCCAGAAUUUAAACCUAAACUUCCCACCUCCUCCAAUUGAAACCAAGCAAGCAUAUCAAAUGCUUCCUAUGAUGAAUUAUCAAGCUCAACCUCCACGAAAGCACUCUGCUCCUUAUAAUCAACCCUAUCAAAUAUUGACCCACAGCCGGCUCAAUUCUUAUCCAAAUGCGGUAACGGUUGGAAAUAUACAGGGUGAUGUUAUCCAGGUUGCACAACAACCAAUGCCUAUUCCAAUAGCUCCUGGUGGAUACUAUAUUCCAGUUCCUGCAAAUAUGCGGUUACAGAUGGGGACUCCCUUUAACAAUAAUUAA